Stylophora pistillata is the source of this 918-nucleotide messenger RNA. RefSeq names its product beta-1,3-galactosyltransferase 5-like. The record is from RefSeq and is a predicted model, not a curated record. Lineage: Eukaryota; Metazoa; Cnidaria; Anthozoa; Scleractinia; Pocilloporidae. Gene Ontology annotation, cellular component: Golgi membrane. Gene Ontology annotation, biological process: protein O-linked glycosylation. Gene Ontology annotation, molecular function: N-acetyl-beta-D-glucosaminide beta-(1,3)-galactosyltransferase activity.
AUGAAGAUCGUGAAAAUUUGUACAGGAAAGAGGAUCAGGUUUUUGUUACUGAUUACUGGUUUUGCGGCUAUCGUCACAAUGAAGAUAUGCCCGUGGAUUUCUACCACUAAACAGCAACCAACCAUGCACCGAACAUUUUUAAAAACUCGAACAAGAUGCCCUCAGAAAUUUUCGCUUUUGAUCUUGGUUCUUUCCAGUCCGUUGAAUUUUCAACAGCGACGAGUGAUUCGUCAAACUUGGGGGACAGAUUAUGCCAUGGAAAAAACUUGGAAGACCAUGUUUCUUUUGGGGCAAGCGAAACACCCAACGGAGGCGAAAUACUUGUCUGAGGAGGCAGUCAUUUACGGUGACCUCAUUCAAGGGCUACAAAUAGACUCGUAUUCCAAUUUAACCCUAAAAACUGAAAUGGGCUUAGAGUGGGCAGUAAAAUAUUGUGAUUUUGAUUUUCUUCUAAAAGCAGAUGACGACGUUUUCGUGGACACUUACAAACUGGUGGAUUAUUUAAGGAAACCACACACUCCUAAAAGACAGUUAUACCUGGGGAAUGUCGCGCGAGGACUGAAGACAAAAAGAGAAGGAAAAUGGGCUUUAUCCCUCCAAGAACACCAAAGCGAUGUUCUUCCAAAAUUUUGUCUUGGUCCUGGGUAUGUGUUAUCAAAAGACGUUGUCGGCCGAUUUGUGGAAAUAUUUGAUGUCAAGAAACCUUUAAAACUGGAGGAUGUGUACAUGGGAAUGUUGGCAGAAAGACUUGGUGUGAUCCCCAGGAAUCAUUCAGGAUUUCAAACGUACAUUGAAGAGAAACAUUGCAUAUACAAUACUGAGUUGAUUGUUGUACACGAAGUGUCGCCGUAUUGUCUUAUGAAACUGUUUACCAAAGCUUUAGAGGAAAGAUUUCGUCAAGUUGGUAAAGGUAUAUAG